CGGGAGCAGGUUGUUUUUAUGAGGCGUCACUGGUGUCGAGACCCGGACGCCGCCACGGUGACAGCCGGCGCGGUUGGGCGGAGGGGGCGCUGAGGGUCAGACCUGAAAAAUGUCUGAAAAUUCCAGUGACAGUGAUUCAUCUUGUGGUUGGACUGUCAUCAAUCAUGAGUUUCAAUAUUUAAUAGCAACUGUACCAACUGAGAUUGAAGGAGGUGAAGGUUCUCUGUUGGUGUGAGAGUUGACAGCCUCACUGUGUAGCUGGCUGGACAGGAACUCAAGAUCAUUCUAGAACUUCAGCUAUUCAAGUGCUGGAAUUAUAGGCAUGUGCUACCACUCCCGGUUUUUGUUUUGGUUCUGAUGUGGAGAUGAAUUCUGUCACAGUCACUGACAACUGUGAACUGACCCCAGAAUGUUCCUCUCUAGAACCAGAGGAACUGCAAGUACUGGAGAUAAAGCAUGGAGGUGGAGAAAGCAGUGAGAACAGCACAUUGUUAAGGGGAGAAACGGCUUUGGAAGAAGCUAAGUCAACAAUUGAGGGAGAGGAAACAAUGUCACCCGAGGACAAUGUCUACUUUGGAACUUCCAGCGACGAUUCUGAUAUUGUUACCCUUGAGCCACCUAAGCUAGAAGAAAUGGUUAAAGAAGCCCCCAGUUCAGAAGACUUCAACAUGGGCUCUUCCUCCAGUAGCCAGUACACCUUCUGCCAGCCAGAGACCAUCUUUUCAUCUCAGCCUAGCGAUGACGAAUCAAGUAGUGAUGAAACCAGUAAUCAGCCCAGUCCUACCCCAAGACGCCGGCGGGGCAGGAAGAAGACCAUUUCCACUUCAGAGUCUGAGGAACAGCCACAGGUGGAACCAGAUGGGCCUCCCCAGGGGCUGAAUAAGCGCCACUUCAGUGGGGGCCUCAACAAGUGUGUUAUCCUGGCCUUGGUCAUUGCUGUCAGCAUGGGGUUUGGACAUUUCUAUGGCACAAUUCAGAUUCAGAAGCGUCAGCAUUUAGUCAGGAAGAUCCAUGAGGAUGAACUGAAUGAUGUGAAGAAUUAUCUCUCUCAGUGCCAACAGGAACAAGAGUCUUUUGUAGAUCCCACAUCAUUGAAAGAAAACCUUGCAAGGUGUUGGACCCUUACCGAAGCAGAGAAAAUUUCCUUUGAAACUCAGAAAAAUAACCUUGCUGCCGAAAAUCAGUAUUUAAGAAUGUCUCUGGAGAAGGAAGAAAAAGCUGUGUUAUCAUUGCAGGAAGAAUUAAAGCAACUGAGGGAGCAGAUUAGGAUAUCAGAAGAUAAAGGGUCAAGCACUGUGUUAAUUAAGGAAAACCAGGUACUUAAGCAGCAUUUAGAAGUGGAGAAACAGAAGGCAGACAGCUUCUUUACUGAAAGAGGAAUGCUGUUGGAGGAAACAAAGAUACUGAAGAGGGACCUGGAGAAGGAACGACUCUUAGCGAUGGCUCUGACGGCAAAACUCGAGCAGCUGGGCCCCAGUCAGUCUCAGGAUCGCUUAGAUUCUCCCAAUGUACUGACGGAAAAAAGGGAAAUGGCACUGUUACAGCAAAGACUCGCUGAGCUGGAACAGAAACUAAACUUUGAACAGCAGCGUUCGGAUUUGUGGGAAAGACUGUAUGUUGAGGCGAAAGAUCAAAAUGGAAAGCAAAAGACUGAUGGAGAGAAGAAAGGAGGCAGAGGAAACCACAGGGCCAAGAGUAAGUCCAAGGAAACGUUUUUGGGAACAGUUAAGGAGACAUUUGAUGCUAUGAAGAAUUCUACCAAGGAGUUUGUGAGACACCAUAAAGAAAAAAUUAAGCAGGCGAAAGAAGCUGUGAAGGAAAACCUUAAGAAGUUCUCAGAUUCUGUCAAGUCCACGUUCCGACAUUUCAAAGAUACCACCAAGAAUAUCUUUGAUGAAAAGGGCAAUAAAAGAUUCAGUGCUACAAGAGAAGAGGCAGCUGAGAAGCCAAGAACAGUUUUUGGUGACUUUUUACAUCCACAGCAUAAAGUGUCUACACAAAACCAGAAUUGCAGGGGCCCUGCUGUGCAAAGGAACGGAAGGAGGGAAAAGCCCAGGCACUUUGAAGAAUUCAGAAAAAAUGCAAAUUCACAGAAGUGCAACUCUGAGCAUAACUAUGGGGAAACCCAUUCUUGCAGAAGGGCUUGCUCGGGUGUGUUUGAAUGUGCUCAUCAGGAAUCCAUUAGGCCUUUUAAUAUACUGCGUCCUGUGAGGAUAGAUGAAUUCAGACGGCUAAUUGAAAAGUACUUAGUGAAUGAGCUGGGUGCUUUUCAUCAUUGGAAAGAACUGGAUGAGUUCAUCAGUAAGUUUUUCCUGAAUGGUGUCUUUAGACAUGACCAGAAGCUCUUCACCGACUUUGUUAGCGAUGUAAAAGGUUAUCUUAAGGACAUGAAGGAAUAUCAAGUAGUCGAUGUUGAUGGAGUGUUGGAGAAGUUGGAUGGAUAUGUUUAUGGACACUUUGGUCAUACUUUCCCCCUACCAUAUGGACCCAGUCGACCUGAUAAAAAGCAGCAUAUGGUAAAUAUUGAAAACUCCAGGCGUCGAAAACAAGAACAGAAGCAGCUUCGGCCACAGCCGCACAAAAGGGAAGGUAAAUGGCACAAGAAAGGUCGCGCUAAUGGAGGACACGUGGCAAGUCUAGAGAUAGAAUUGGGGCGGUUACCUUUUGAUCCUAAAUACUGAUUCAUGAUUAAGUUCAACUAACUAGAAAAUUAGAGACAUGUGGAUGUUUUCUACAUUGUUUGGUGUUGAAAUUAAGAUGUUAUCAAGAUGACUAUGAUGUUUCCCCCCAUUUUUAAAAGACUGGCUUGAUGGCUUUAUGUUAUGCAAAAGCAAAGCUUACUAACAUGCAUUUUCCUGUAGCUUAGCUUUGCUUUAAGAAAAAUUUUUUUUGGCCCUGGGAAGAAAUGGUAGUUUUAUUUAGGAAGCCAGGCAUGGAAUAGAUUCUGUGCAUGAAAUAAGAAUUUGUUUCAGCAUAUGAACUUUUAAACAAGCUCAGAUCACACAUGGCAGACUGUAAGUAAGUGCUAGGUUUGCAGUAGAGCUUGAAGAGUAGCUUGAUGGGACCUCACCUCUAAUGUCUUAUACUCUUACACUUUUGUCUUUGUGGGUUCAAGAGCCUGUUGGCUUGUGAAGAAUUUGCUGCCCUCUUACGAACUUGCUGACUUGUUCUUGUGAAAUGUCUUGCACAUCCGAAUAUUAUGGAGGAAACAAUAAAAACUACACCGUGAAGAAAA
Molecule: messenger RNA, 3235 nt
Organism: Nannospalax galili (Upper Galilee mountains blind mole rat)
Lineage: Eukaryota; Metazoa; Chordata; Mammalia; Rodentia; Spalacidae
Gene: Ccpg1
Product: cell cycle progression 1
Exons: 10
Coding region: 366-2681 (771 amino acids)
Cellular component (GO): membrane
Source: RefSeq, a predicted model, not a curated record